ACCACGCGCGCCAUUUUCCUUCCGGACAGUCAACAACAGCAUAACAUUAUAGGACUCGGUCUGUUUCGCCGAAAUGGCAGUGUAAACGUGUGCAGCGACCUAGCAGCUACCAGCAAAACAGUGCAUCCAACCAGUGCACUGAGUCACUUCUAAUCCAGCAAAAUGUCGUCCUUUGUGGAAACCCUCAGCACUGCUGCAUUCGACAGCAUAAAAGAAUUUAAAGCUCUUCUUUCAUCGUCACGCAGUCCAUUUGUGACCAACAACAGCCACUAUGACCACGAUGAUGACAAGCUCACAGUUUGGCCUGGAAGACAUGGAGGCCCUUCUCUGGGGGCCUUCCUCUCCCAUGGCUGACAACAUGGGGUCCCUUUUCUACAACCCUGAUCAAGAACACCAGGAGGGAGAAGGAGCCUCAGCAGAGGGGGGUGGGUCCCCUGCGUCACCACUCACCUCCUCAUCACUGUCUUCCUCCUCAUCCCCUCCUCCCUUCUACUCCCCUCCUCCUUCUCCACCAGCUGUCUCUUUUCAUGAGGACAAAGCUGGGGAUGGAUCUGACCUGCCCCCCCUGCACUGGUUGGGCCACCCUGAUCAGCUGAGAAGUGAUCACUCAGUCUCAGAUGACAGGAAUGAGGAUGCAUUUGGUGACUUUGACUGGAUGACUGAGAAGAUGGAUCUGAAUGAGUUUGACCUGGAAUCACUGAUUGGCUCCUGCAGUCCCACCGAAGAGCCCUCUACAGAAGAUCUCGUGGCUUCGUUGAAUUGCCCCAUGGAGCUCGACUUGCCUGUGCCCACCCUCUCGUCUCCUGAGCUCCCAUGCCAUCCCUCAGCUCCUCCUCCUUCUACCUCUCCUACCACAGACUGCACUGUUUGUGAAAAUGCUUCAGUCAUUUCCAUAGCUGAUUCUGAGUCCUUGGUCGAUGAGCUACAUUCUCCUUCCUCACCAUUAUCUGUCCCAGAGCCUGAGCAAGAACUGGAGAUCAAGUCUGAACCUGCUUCCCCAGACCCAACUGCUCUUGUGAUUGAUUCGUCUUCCUCCCCUGUGUACACCCUGGACCUCGGCAGUGAAGUGGAUGUCUCUGCAAGUGAGGUAAAGCCAGUAUUGGCCACUGUUGUACCUCAGGUACAGAGGGUCGUUCUGUCCCUUUCACCAACUCGCAUUGUCCUAGUAUUGGCUCCCAGAAAUGAAAUGGGACUCACCACUACAACCAGCACCCCAACCACUGUUGCUUCAACAUCAGAGGUCAUCCGCUCAUCCCCUCCUACUACCCCUCCUAAAAGGUCAUCCAGAACCAGACCAUACCCUGAUCCAUACAAAGAUAGUCCAUCCUCCCCCUGUGAUAGCGAUGAUGAUGAUGAUGACAUCACUUCCCCCCAAGGAUCUGGAUGGGAUGAAAAGGUCUCUCUGAAGGCACCAAGAGACAAGAAAUCAAAGAAGAUGGAGCAGAAUAAGACGGCUGCCACUCGGUACCGGCAAAAGAAAAGGGCAGAGCAGGAAGCACUUCUUACAGAACACACCAUUCUGGAGAGGAAGAAUGUAGAGCUGAAGGAGAAGGCUGAGUCCAUGGCCAGGGAGAUCGAGUACCUCAAAGAGCUAAUGGAGGAGGUUCGCCUGGCCAGGGUCAAGAAGGGCCUCAGUCCUGACCUCUAGAGGUCGGGCCAGAAAGUGGCAGAUUAGGAAGUAUCCUGAAGUUUUAAGGGUUUAGGAAGUGGGGGGUAUUUCUGACUACAAAGAUGUAUUACAACAUGUAUUCUAUUACACAACAUGCAAAUAAGAAAAAUUCCCAUCUAAUCCAUAUUGGUAUUUCAUGUAGUUUUCUCAUGUUUUAGAGUAUUUGCAUAAAUUUAAAAAACAAAUAUUCAAUUAACUUUUGUGCUGUGUCUUGUAAUGUAUAUAUCAUAUUUUUUUUGCCAGUAAGUCUUCUUAUUAAAGUCUAAAGACAAGUGUAAUCACACUCCUGUAUUAUGCUCUUAAUAAAACUUUUUAAAGUCUA
This is a messenger RNA of Cynoglossus semilaevis (tongue sole), 1991 nucleotides long. RefSeq names its product activating transcription factor 4b (gene atf4b). The record is from RefSeq and is a predicted model, not a curated record. Gene Ontology annotation, biological process: regulation of transcription by RNA polymerase II. The transcript has 3 exons. Gene Ontology annotation, molecular function: RNA polymerase II transcription regulatory region sequence-specific DNA binding; DNA-binding transcription activator activity, RNA polymerase II-specific. The coding region runs from base 272 to 1648 and encodes 458 amino acids. NCBI's taxonomy places the organism in Eukaryota, Metazoa, Chordata, Actinopteri, Pleuronectiformes, Cynoglossidae. Gene Ontology annotation, cellular component: nucleus; ATF4-CREB1 transcription factor complex; ATF1-ATF4 transcription factor complex.